AUGGCCACCUCCGGACGCCUCAGCUUCACCGUGCGCAGCCUCCUGAAUUUACCCGAGCCGGACGCACAGCUUCGGGGCAGGCAAGACUCUGAGCCACGCGUCCUCCAGGCCGAGCCCUGCGGCGCCUGGCUGGAAUCUGAGCGCAGCCACUACCCCUCAUCGGACGAGAGCAGCGUGGAGCCCAGCCCUCUCGAGUCGUCGCCGCGGGCGUCGGAUCGACCGGUAUCUCCGGGCUGGGACGGUGAGAAGCGGAAGAAGCGGCGUGUGCUGUUCUCCAAGGCGCAGACCCUGGAGCUGGAGCGGCGCUUCCGGCAGCAGCGCUACCUGUCGGCGCCCGAGCGGGAGCAGCUGGCUCGGCUGCUGCGCCUCACACCCACGCAGGUCAAGAUCUGGUUCCAGAACCAUCGCUAUAAGCUGAAACGCGCGCGCCUUCCGGGCGCGGCCGAGUCGCCCGAUCUGGUCGGGGCGGUGGAGCUGCGCGCCGCGCCCGGCCUGCUGCGCCGCGUAAUGGUGCCGGUGCUGGUGCACGACGCGCAGCCGGGCGGUGGUGGCGGCGGCGGCGGCGGCGGAGGUGACGGCCGGGACAAGUGCCGCGCGCCCCGAACCGCCGCCUGCCCUCUGCCCGGGUACACACCCUUCGGGCCCGGCUCUGCGCUCGGCCUCUUCCCGGCUUAUCAGCACUUAGCGCCCCCCACUCUGGUCUCCUGGAACUGGUGA
Messenger RNA from Dipodomys ordii (Ord's kangaroo rat), 717 nucleotides. It is a transcript of the gene Nkx2-8, whose product is annotated as NK2 homeobox 8. Gene Ontology annotation, molecular function: RNA polymerase II cis-regulatory region sequence-specific DNA binding; DNA-binding transcription factor activity, RNA polymerase II-specific. The record is from RefSeq and is a predicted model, not a curated record. Gene Ontology annotation, biological process: regulation of transcription by RNA polymerase II; cell differentiation. Lineage: Eukaryota; Metazoa; Chordata; Mammalia; Rodentia; Heteromyidae. The coding region runs from base 1 to 717 and encodes 238 amino acids. Gene Ontology annotation, cellular component: nucleus. The transcript has 2 exons.